UAUAGGAAGGGUAAACUGUAAUAAUAUUACGUAACUUACCACAUAUUAUUUUAUAGCCUGACAUAUGGGCUAAUCUGACGCAUAAACCAAAUGUCACAUGGCAAAACAAUGUGAUAAAAUCGUGAUUAUUAUGAUAACUCAAAAUUUGGAUAUGAUUGGCUAAUUAUUUGAAAAUCAAAAUUACCGUGAUUUGUGAAACAGGUCUAAUUUUUAUUCUUUAGAACAAUGAACGCCAAGAAUAAAAAAAGCUCUUUUAAUAAAACUACGUGUUCUUUAUGUCAAUUUACUGACAAUUCAACCCGUCUCUAUACAAAAACUAAACUUUCUUUACACCAAAAACAACUACAUCCCAAUAAUCACGUAAUUCCACAUAUACAACAACUUUUACUUGAUAGUAUUUCUGAUACUCAAGUUCGAAAACCAUUUAGUGAAGAAUUAUUUGUUAAAAUUUUUUCUAAUGAGGAAAGCUUCACCUAUAUACCUUAUUUAAAAAAAUAUAAAUGCGUAUUUACAGGAGAAGCAGGAUAUAACCGAUUAGGAUACUUAUUUGAUUGUAAAGAUUGGGGAGAAAAAAAUCACGUUAGCGGAACAAAGGCUUAUGUGUUUAUGGAGAAUGAAAAGCGGAAAAAGGAUGUAACUUUUAUUUGGUCUGAUUUUGUAGUAACAAGAAUUCGUGAUGGCAAAAAACCUUUAAUUUUACAUAGUCCAAAAUUGGUGGUUUCUUUUACAAUUUAUGCCGGUUAUUUUGUUAAAAGUCAAGAGGAUGAUACUAAUGCAAACAUUUUUAAGAAAUGCGAAGAAUGUAUUAUGAGUGAUAACUCAAAUAAUGAACCAAAUUUUUAUUUAGAAAUUAACAUUUAA
Messenger RNA from Rhizophagus irregularis DAOM 181602=DAOM 197198, 861 nucleotides. The record is from RefSeq and is a predicted model, not a curated record. Lineage: Eukaryota; Fungi; Glomeromycota; Glomeromycetes; Glomerales; Glomeraceae.